AUGGAUAUUUUAUCUGAUCCAUCGCCUGCAGCUCGCACACGUUAUGUUGAUCCCACUGAUACAUUAAUUCUUGAAGAAGAAACACAAAAAAUUGUACUUGCUGGAAAAAUUGAUAUUAAUCAAUUGAUUACGGGUAUUGUUAUGGCGGUACAUGGUUAUGAAAAUGACGAAGGUGUAUUUAUUGUUACAGUUUAUUGUUGUAAAGAUCUUUCAAUACCAAAAACAUUAUCACCUCCAACGGAGGAUAAAUAUAUUUUAUUUGAAACCUCAAUAAUCUUUAAUCAACUUGAAUAUCUUAUUAAUUCAUUGACUCGACCAACAAAUCUUCAAUGUGAACAAAUAAAAUUAAUUUUACGUAAUAUUGUUCGAUUUUUUGUUGCUGGUAAUUCAACUGAAAGUUCAGAUUGA
This is a messenger RNA of Rotaria socialis, 408 nucleotides long. NCBI's taxonomy places the organism in Eukaryota, Metazoa, Rotifera, Eurotatoria, Philodinida, Philodinidae. The record is from the annotation of a GenBank genome assembly.